Molecule: messenger RNA, 1308 nt
Organism: Sardina pilchardus (European sardine)
Lineage: Eukaryota; Metazoa; Chordata; Actinopteri; Clupeiformes; Clupeidae
Product: sialoadhesin-like
Exons: 5
Coding region: 1-1308 (435 amino acids)
Source: RefSeq, a predicted model, not a curated record
AUGAACAACUGUACCCUACGAAUCAAGAACCUGAGAGACAGUGACACCGGGGAGCAAUACAGAUUCAGGUUUAUAACUGAUGAUCCAAAAGGGAAAUGGAAUGGAGAUGUGGUCUCUAUGACACUUACAGAACUGCAAGUGCUGUUUAAUCCUGCAACAGUGAAGAAGGGAGACAAAGUAACGCUGACCUGCAAAACCACCUGCAGUCUGAGUAACAACCCCACCUACAUCUGGUACAGGAACUCACAGCCUCUGAGUAACUCAAACACAACCAGAAACACCCUGUCCAUAACCUCAUUUAGCAUAGAUGAGGAUGCUGGUUAUUACUCCUGUGCUGUAAGAGGAAAUGAGGAUCAUCCAUCACCGUCUGUGUGUGUUCCUAUUGGCUGGAGUGUGACCUACACCCCACAGAGCACCUGUGCAUUGAAGGGCUCAUCAGUGGAGCUCCACAGCUAUUACACAUACCCUUGUGAUCAUACAGUUGCAAAGGCAUUCUGGUUUACCACACUCGUGGAUGGCACAGGAAAGGAGGAUUUGAGUGGGGAUGAACACUAUCAGGGCCGUCUGGAUUAUACUGAAAAUAACAAGAAUAGCCACACUCUGACCAUUAGAAACCUGAACGAUGGCGAUGCAAAAUCAUACAGCUUCAGAUUUAUAACUGAUAAAACAGGAGGAAAAUAUUCUGGUGCAAUUGUUGAACUCACAGUUACAGAACUGCAAGUGCUGGUUAGUCCAGCAGCAGUGAGGGAGGGAGACAACGUAACAUUGACCUGCAGCACCACCUGCAGUCUGAGUACCAACCCCACCUACAUCUGGUACAGGAACUCACAGCCACUGAGUAACUCAAACACAACCAGCAGCAACACUCUGUCCGUAGCCUCAGUUAGCAGAGUGGAGGAUGCUGAUUUUUAUUCCUGUGCUGUAAGAGGACAUGAGGAUCUCCCAUCACCAUCUGUGUGUGUUCCAAGUGGCUGGAGUGUGACCUACACCCCACAGAGCAUCUGUGCACUGAAGGGCUCCUCAGUGGAGCUCCACAGCUAUUACACAUACCCUUGUGAUCAUACAGUCAAAGAGGCAUUCUGGUGUACCACACGGGUGGAUGGAGACGAGAACCCACAGGAUUUAACACUGGAUGAACAUUAUAAAGACCGAGUGAUUUACACUGUUAAUAAUAAAAAUAACCACACUCUGAGCAUACGAAAUCUGACCACUAGAGACUCAAACAAUUAUCGCUUCAGAUUUAUAACUGAUAAAGAAAGAGGAAGGUAUUCUGAUGAAAAUGUUGAACUCAUAGUUACAGGUAAUUAA